Bufo gargarizans (Asiatic toad) is the source of this 566-nucleotide messenger RNA. Its product is annotated as glycerol-3-phosphate acyltransferase 1, mitochondrial-like. The transcript is spliced from 4 exons. Lineage: Eukaryota; Metazoa; Chordata; Amphibia; Anura; Bufonidae. The record is from RefSeq and is a predicted model, not a curated record. The coding region runs from base 124 to 540 and encodes 138 amino acids.
CCGGCUGGAGGGGAGCAGGGAGAGGCGUGCUGAGGGCUCAGUGCUGGGCUCGGGAGCCGGAGAGAGGACGGCUGCAGUGACCGCGGUGGAGGCUUCAUCCUUGGCUUUUCCAGGCUGAGUGAGAUGGAGGAGGCGGGUUACUCCCUGGGGAUGGCGGACAUAGCGUACCAGCCCAGCUCGGUGGAUUAUACACGUGGGAGGCUGAAGAACUGCACUGACGAGUGGGGCGAUCGCAUCUCCAGCCCGGCCGUCUUCACCUCGUCUACACUGAAGUGGAAGGAGACUCUGCUCAGCCGAAAGCGACCGUUUGUGGGCAGAUGCUGCUACAUGUGCACGCCCCAGAGCCGGGACCGUUAUUACAACCCCAGCAUCCCAUCAUUGGGCCUGCGCAAUGUCAUCUACAUCAAUGAGACCCACACGCGGUACGUUCCUUUAUGCUGCAGUCGUCUUUGUCAAAUAAGAUUUAACAAUUAUCAUCAAACUGAGGAUUAUCCCUUUCGGCUUCUCGGUGCAGGACAGACUGUUCAGAAUGCUGUGUGACGGGUUUGGGUGUUCCAGUCAAAGUU